AUGAGCCACCUUCAAUCCCUCACCCGUUCCCUCCCUCUCGCAAGAAGCAGAGCUUCAGCCCGUGUCGCCGUCCUAACCCUCACGAACCACCAUAAUCAUCAACUACAAUACUCCACAGCGACCCAAACGUCCGCACGUCCCAAGAUCCUCGAUCCCGCUGCCGCAGGAUUCGAUGCAAACCCACGAGAUGUUGAGAAACAUAACAGAGAGUUUGAACGUAGAGGGGAAGGUGGACAUCCUGGGAAAGUAUCUGAGGGAAAAUCGGCUGCUUCGGUGAAGAAACCGGGGCCGAAGAUACAUAAUACUGCGGGUGUUUUUGAUGGGGAGAAGAGGGAUGUUGAGAGGCAUAAUAGGGAGUUUAGGGAGAGGCAUGAUAGGGGGGAGUGA
Molecule: messenger RNA, 387 nt
Organism: Orbilia oligospora ATCC 24927
Lineage: Eukaryota; Fungi; Ascomycota; Orbiliomycetes; Orbiliales; Orbiliaceae
Exons: 1
Coding region: 1-387 (128 amino acids)
Source: RefSeq, a predicted model, not a curated record